Messenger RNA from Spathaspora passalidarum NRRL Y-27907, 1261 nucleotides. Its product is annotated as formate dehydrogenase. Gene Ontology annotation, cellular component: cytosol. The record is from RefSeq and is a predicted model, not a curated record. NCBI's taxonomy places the organism in Eukaryota, Fungi, Ascomycota, Pichiomycetes, Serinales, Debaryomycetaceae. The transcript has a single exon. Gene Ontology annotation, molecular function: NAD binding; oxidoreductase activity, acting on the CH-OH group of donors, NAD or NADP as acceptor; formate dehydrogenase (NAD+) activity. Bases 51 to 1187 code for a protein of 378 amino acids.
AUAUAUAUAUUCUUUCACAAGAUAUAAAGUAUUAGUUACAACAAAACAAAAUGACCAAGCCAAAAGUAUUAUUAGUUCUUUACGAAGGUGGUGAACAUGCCAAGCAACAACCCAAACUUCUUGGUACCAUUGAAAAUGAACUUGGACUCCGUAAGUUUAUCGAGGAUCAUGGUUAUGAACUUGUCCUGACCACCGAUAAGGAUCCGGAACCAGUUUCCACCGUGGACAAUGAAUUGCCUGAUGCUGAGAUUGUCAUUUCCACACCAUUCUACCCAGUUUAUUUGACUCGUUCUAGAAUUGAAAAGGCUCCUAAUUUGAAGAUUGCCAUUACUGCUGGUGUUGGAUCUGACCAUGUUGAUUUGAAUGCUGCAAAUGAUCACAAGGUUUCAGUAUUGGAAGUCACUGGAUCCAAUGUUGUCUCUGUCGCUGAACAUGUCAUUAUGACUAUCUUGUGUCUUAUUCGUAACUUUGUUCCUGCCCAUGAACGAGCCAUUAAUGGUGAAUGGGAUAUUGCUGGUUGUGCUAAGGAUGAAUACGAUUUGGAAGACAAAGUUGUUGCUACCGUUGGUGCUGGUAGAAUUGGUUACAGAGUCUUGGAAAGAAUGAUUGCAUUCAACCCAAAGAAGUUGCUUUAUUAUGACUACCAAGAAUUGCCAGAAGCUGCAAUUAAGAAGCUUAAUGAUGCAUCUAAACUCUUCAAUGGUGUUGACACAAUAAUUGAACGUGUUGAAAGCUUGGAAGAUAUGGUUGCCCAAUCUGACGUGGUGACUAUUAAUUGUCCACUUCAUGAAAAAUCUCGUGGAUUAUUCAACAAGGAUUUGAUUUCCAAGAUGAAGAAGGGUUCUUAUUUGGUUAACACUGCUAGAGGUGCAAUUUGUGUUGAAGAAGAUGUCGCUGAAGCAGUCAAUUCUGGUCAUUUAGCUGGAUAUGGUGGUGACGUCUGGUACCCACAACCAGCUCCAGCUAAACAUCCAUGGAGAUCAAUGCACAAUGCCAAUGGUGGUGGUAAUGCCAUGACUCCUCAUGUCUCCGGUACAAGUUUGGAUGCUCAAGCAAGAUAUGCUGCUGGUGUGAAACAUAUCUUGACUGAAUAUUUCAACAAGACUCAUAACUAUCGCCCACAAGAUGUCAUUUGUAUUGAUGGUGAUUAUGCUACUAAGGCGUAUGGUCAAAGAGAUAAGAAGUAAAAGAAACCAAAAAUAAAAAAGAAUUUAUAUCGUAAUUAGUAUCUUUUCAAUAAAUAUAUGAUUGUUAUGAUAAU